CAAAGAAACUUACUAUAACGAUUAUCGAAAUGGACCGUGAAUUUUAUACAGUCUCUCUCGACAAUGGUGUCAGCAUUGCUUACACUGAUACCAAGCCUGAUGGGAAUGAGAAAGGCGUAGUGGUCUUGAUUCAUGGAUUCCCUCAGACUUCGUAUCAGUUUCGAAAAGUCAUUGGUCCUAUCUCCUCAGCUGGAUAUCGUGUGAUCACCCCAGAUUACCGUGGAGCUGGAUACUCGCACAGAACUCAGACAGGCUUCACCAAGACAGCCAUGGCAUCCGAUAUCCUGAAACUCCUUGACCAUCUCUCUAUCAAAGAUCCGGCCCACAUCGUUGGUCAUGACAUCGGCGGUAUGAUAGCAUAUACCUUUGCUUCACGAUAUUCCGAUCGCACAGCAUCUGUCAUCUGGGGAGAAUGUCCCCUCCCAGGAACUCAAGCUCACGAGGAUACCUGGAAAAUACACGGCGUCCAGCACUUCCACUUCUGGUUCCACCAAGUUCUCGAUCUCCCCGAAGCUCUCGUCUCAGGUAGAGAGGAGAUCUACCUCGGCCACUUCUACGACAAAUACUCGUACAACUCAUCAGCAAUUACCCAAGAAGACUUGAAUUACUAUGCCAAGAUGUUUAGUCGUCCGGGUGCUCUACGCUGCGGUUUCAAUAUAUAUAGAGAGUUUGGGAAAGAUUCGGAGGAGAAUCGUGAGUGGGUUGCCAAGUAUGGGAAAUGUAAAGUGAGGGCGUUGGGUCUUAAUGGCGGGAUGAACCAGUUCAGUGAGAUGGCUGAGCAGAUGAUGGGAGAAGUUCAUGAAAAGGGGACUUUUAGUGUUGCUUCGGUGCCUGAGAGUGGACAUUGGAUUGCAGAGGAGAAUCCUGAAGGGUUUGUGAAGGUGGUGCUUGAGUUUGUUGGCAAGGAGUAGACAAUCGGGUGAGAGAUUGAUAAUGAGAGAUUGAUAAUCUUAUCAUAACGAUCAGCAGCCAAGUGUGCUUAACGUUAUACUCCACAAGAUCUUCUGCUUGGCUUUAGAAAAUACCAUCGUAACAAUUUAGAAUUUCAGUAGAUAGUAGCAUGAUAUUUCUUAUAUCAAGGGAUCUGAGAUUCGAUUUAUUCAUCAUUUUGUC
Messenger RNA from Fusarium verticillioides 7600, 1113 nucleotides. RefSeq lists its product as hypothetical. The coding region runs from base 30 to 911 and encodes 293 amino acids. The record is from RefSeq and is a predicted model, not a curated record. The transcript is spliced from 2 exons. Lineage: Eukaryota; Fungi; Ascomycota; Sordariomycetes; Hypocreales; Nectriaceae. Gene Ontology annotation, molecular function: hydrolase activity.